UAUUAUUUUUAAUGAUUAGAUAUGUAGGAGACACUUGGGGUGUAACGGUUGCGUAAUAGAGCUAGCUAGAGCUGGACAUUCCAACCCUCCGUCCGAAUAUAUAUAUAUAAAUUUGAGAAGGUGGCAGGCAGAAGAGAAGAGUGUUCAUUUCAUUUGUUCCUUCCUUCCAUUAUUCAUAUAUAUCUCUUCUCUUCUCUUCCAGUUCCAGCCAACAAGGUAGGGAAAAAGACAGGGCAGGGCAGACUUAUUACACUGUGGGGUUGGUUUUGUCUCUCUGGAGUAAGUGAGAUAGAUACAUACAUAUAUUGGUUUUCCUGAUAGAGAUAUCCAUCCCCUUAAUUAAUUCCCACCCAAUUUUCGAUAUUUGGGAGAGAGCUUAUCCUUCCUUCUCCAACCUCAGGUAAUUAUUAGUUCAUGUUCUGUCUGUCAAUCAUAUACUUCCUCGGAUCUACCUCUCUUCUGUCUCCGAUCUAAUCUAAUUUGGUGGCUGUUUCUGUUUUAGUGACGAUCGAGAGGAAAAAGUAUGGGUUACUGGAAAUCAAAGGUUUUGCCCAAGAUCAAGAAGGUGUUCGAGAAGGACAGCGCCAAGAAGGCCGCCGCCGCUGAAGCUACCAAAGUUUUCGAUGCCUCCAAGGAGGACAUAAGCAAGGAGUUCGAGGAGAAGAAGGUUGAACUCCAGCCUAAGGUCCUGGAAGUCUAUGAAGCAUCCUCCGCCGAAAUCAAGACGGUGGUUAAGGAAGGAACGGAGGCGGGACUGAAGAAGCACUCCGCCGCCGUGGUCAAAUUCGUCGAAGAGCUUGUUAAAAUCGAAUUCCCUGGAUCAAAGGUGGUGUCGGAGGCAUGCUCCAAAUACGGCCCAGCCUACGUCCCCGGCCCGGUCCUCUUCGUUUUCGAGAAGGUUUCCACUUUUAUCCCCGUCGAAGAAAAGCCGGCCGAGCCGGAGGCGGAAGCUCCAGCUCCGGCAGUGGAGGGGGAAACUGCAGCCACCACCACCAGCACAGAGAAGGAGAUCGUCGUUGAGGAAGCCGCCGCCCCAGCUGCAGCGGAGGCCGAGAAGCCUGCCGAGACACCGGCGGCUGAACCCCCCGCAGCAACUGAGGCGCCGGCCGCCGCCAAGGUGGAGGAAGCAGCGCCAGCUGCUGCUGCCGCACCGGAGGCACCGAAGCCUUGAUCAUAUGAGCGAAAAACAAGAUAUGCAAAGUAAUUAAUUACUAUUCUUGCGUUUUGUUUUCUAAACACGAAGUUAAUUACGUGGUUUAUUUGUGAAAAAAAAGAAAAUAAUUAUCAUGUAUCCUGAAGAAAAAAAGAGGGGGACUAUUUGUUAUUCUUUAUUAAUACUGUGUAUCCUUCUUUCCUCGAUCUCUCUUGUAUUUUUCUGGUUUCUGUGUAUUAUUGUGGUUUUUCUUCCUGUAAAGUUAUCUGUGAGUGUUUUUUUUUGUUACUGUUUAGACAGACACAUUUAUCCAUAUUAUUGGUGUAUAUUAAUUAAAUGAAAUUAUGUUUGUGGAUGUAUGUUGCAAUAUUAUAUUCCACGUCCUUAUCGUAAUAAAUAGUUUGUGUAUGUAUGUAUACAUGUAUGGAUUAUUAUGGACGUACGUAGCUGUGGGCAGAAGAGAGGAGGACACAACAAUUAUUGAUAUGUCUAGUUGAGAAGGAGGUGGCGUGUGCGUUACUACUUGACAUGACAUGACAUGUUAUUUUUUUGGGUUUAUCUGUCUAUAGAUAGCUCCUUUGCCAUGUGUAUUUGGUCUCUAUUGUUGGCUAAGACGUAGGGACCCAAAUGGAACGGUCCUAAAUUGACAACUAAGGAAAGGAACGUUGAAAAGGGGAAACAUAACAUAAUGGUUGCUUGAUAAGGGAAGGGCAAGUUGAUGGUUGGAGAAGGAAUCUAUCUAUUCUAUAAUUCAUCUGUUCCUUCCUAGCCAAAUCAAUAGGUGAAAUGAAUUGGUGAAAGCUAAGGUAUUAGAAUGAAGAACGGAUCGAGUUGAACUUGUUAGCUACCUAGGUGGAUUCUCAAGACGAGACUAGAGCGAUCUUGUUUUUUUGAAGUUCGAUUUGGUCGAUUUUUGAGAGGUGGGAGGCUGAUGUCUCACACUUAGUUUGAUGUUUCGUACGGCAACUAGUUUUACUAUGUUGUUGGUUGUUUGACUAUAGUUGAUAGGUCUAACUGGAACAUUUGAUUGUGGCAUAGCAGAAGGCUUGGGGUGUUGGACACAAUGAUUAGAAGAGAGAGAUUGUCGAUUUUAGAUUGUAACCAUAAUCUUGUUUCAAAAAACCUGCGAACAAUAAGUUUUUUGUCUCUCCAUUUUCAUUAUAGUCCAGUUGAUCUUUUGUUAUUAUUGUAAUUAGAAUUAGUAUAAUGCUCAAAUAAUUUUCAAAUCUUUAUUGAUUUUGAUAAAGGUUUGUAAUGCAUUGCAUUCAUUUAUAAUUUUUUUUCUUUACCAAGAAAUGGGGGGGGGGGGGGGGGGGGGGGGGGGGGGCUAUCCUCAUGUAUAAUAUGAUGUAUUGUUGUCGGCUUGCUAGAAAGUUCAUGCAUAUUGUAGAGAUAGACAAGACUGUGCUUCGAGAGUCAGUCCACGACUCUAUUCCCUUCCCGGUAUUUAUGUACUAUUCAGACAAGAAGGUCGUGCUUUGUAGCGGCCAUGUCAUUAAUUACUUAUAAUAGGCCAAAAAUUGAAUAAACAAAAAUAUUAAAUCAACUACUUUAUCCCUUUAACACAUAAUAAUUUUCUCUAUUUUUUGUUUAUUUUUUCUGUCUCUCUAUAAUAUAGUCUCAAGCUAUCAAACCGGUUUUUACCAUUGUUCCGAUUUAGUAAAUAGAAUAGUUCGAUCAAUGGUACAAUUGAUUUAUGCCGAUUUAACAAAAUAUUUGGAAAUGUAAAAACCCAUUAAUAUCAAAUGAAUUUAAUUGUAUGUAAAACAAAUUUAAAGAUAGUUACUUAUAAAUUAUAUUCAUAUUUAAAUAAAAUAUGACAUUCCAAAUAAAAUAACACUAACCAGUCAACCCACCAUACAGUAUAAUACUGAAACUAAUAUAAUUUGGGAGAGAUUGAUGUUAAAUAUCAUAUUUACAUACGAUAUUUAACAUGAAUAUCUAAACAUUUAUACUUGAAUCCAACAAAUAACAUCAACAUUAAAUUUUAAAUUAAGAA
Molecule: messenger RNA, 3152 nt
Organism: Linum trigynum
Lineage: Eukaryota; Viridiplantae; Streptophyta; Magnoliopsida; Malpighiales; Linaceae
Source: the annotation of a GenBank genome assembly